UCGAAACACAGUAUAUAUAACACUUUCAGUUUUGAAAUGAUAUGUAUAAAUAAUUGAUUUCUCCUCUCAUCUUCUUUCAUUUUCCUUCUCACUCCAUUUUGUUUAUCUCCAAAAACCCUAAACACUAAUAGCGUUUAUAGCGUUUUUCUGAUGCUAUUCGUGCUCAAUUUUCUUGUAGUGUAGAGAUAAAAAGGAAGCCAAGUCUUUAAGGUGAAACAAAGCUCAAAAGGUUGUUUUAAGCAUCUCUUACUUAUUUCGGAAAUCACAAUCAUCUUUCAAUGUCAUGCUGAUCAAGAACCUAUAUAUAUAUACACCUCUCUUUCUUAUUAUCAUCUAGUUUACCUCUUUAGAAUACUAGAGCUUUAUCAGUUUUAAUGUCAGGCUAUGCCAAGACAACAUAUGGAGGAAAGAGCCAAGUUGUUGAUGAAGCUUACGCAGUUCACCCACCAAAACAGAGUGAUAUCAUCGGUAAAGUCAUCAUCUUUACCCUUGUAGGGCUCUGCAUUUUGCUCUGCAUCUUCAUCAGCAUCGGUUUCUAUGUCAUAGCCAAGCAACUUAAAGCAAACCUGACGUCCGUGGCUUUAAAAAACCUCAGGUACAGCAAUACAUCAUUAUCAUCAAGGCCUUAUUUCAACGCGACACUAGCUAUGAAGAUCAGAAUUGAGAAUCCGAAUUUCGGCUUCUUUGAUUUUCCAACUAGUAAAGGAGUUAUCAUGUACAAUGGUCGUCUUGUUGGUGAAAUGAAGAUUAAUGGACAACGAGUGGGUUCAUACAGUGCCAUAAGAACAGAGGUUAGGACAGAAGUGAGUUACAGAGAGACUCAGGGAUCAUCUGUUUGGUUGAAGAAUGAUAUAAAGAGAGGGUUAAUUAUCCUCAAUAUCAGAGCUAAACUGAGAGGUGAAGUACAUUUGAAAGCUUUGAACAAGAGAAGUGUGAAUUUGAAGUGUUUGAUGUAUCUUAAUCUGACUGAUGAAGUGAUUCAACGUUUGUGGUGUAAAUGAAAUCUCUCUUAGUUUAGGUUUAGGGUUUAUGUUUCUAAGUUGAUAUUGAAAUACUUUGGUUGUAUUAAAAUAUAUCAAUGGAUUGAUUAACAAUUACUAUA
Messenger RNA from Raphanus sativus (radish), 1102 nucleotides. RefSeq names its product late embryogenesis abundant protein At1g64065-like. Gene Ontology annotation, cellular component: plasma membrane. Lineage: Eukaryota; Viridiplantae; Streptophyta; Magnoliopsida; Brassicales; Brassicaceae. The record is from RefSeq and is a predicted model, not a curated record. The coding region runs from base 375 to 1001 and encodes 208 amino acids. The transcript has a single exon.